This is a messenger RNA of Odocoileus virginianus texanus, 1804 nucleotides long. NCBI's taxonomy places the organism in Eukaryota, Metazoa, Chordata, Mammalia, Artiodactyla, Cervidae. The record is from RefSeq and is a predicted model, not a curated record.
CUUCCGGGUUGGCGUUGCAGUGGCGCUUCCGACUGUGGGAGCCUCGGCUUCCCAGUCGUCCGACGAGCCCGAGCAGCUGAGUCCCUUCCCUGUUUUUCACUCUUCUGGCAUCGGUGGUUUUACUUCUUCGAUUGAACCCUGCUUCCUCGACCCCCCAGGGAGGCCGCCUCAUUAAGGCGCCUCCCUUCUCUCCACGAACUCGCUCUGACAGCUGAGGAACUGGCAAGAUCCUGCUACCCAGAGGGUGAAUGGGUAUCUUUCCCGGAAUAAUCCUAAUUUUUCUAAGGGUGAAGUUUGCAACGGCGGCCGUGAUUGUAAGCGGAGUAAGCAAACACCUCCAUUGUACUAGUGUGAGGGAUGCUGUUGAAAGGUGCUCCCUUUCAGUUUCUAUCCCCUGUCACUCCUUGAGAUCAAGGCAUUGGAGGCAUCUAUUAAAAUGCAGUUCAGCUAACUGAUUGGAAUGACAGCCAUUAUGAAUAUGAAUUAGCUUCUCAGACAAGCACCAGAAAAGUGCCACUGUAAGCCAUGAGAUGUCUGGUCUGAAUUGGAAACCCUUUGUAUAUGGCGGCCUUGCCUCUAUUGUUGCUGAGUUUGGAACUUUCCCUGUGGACCUGACCAAAACACGACUUCAAGUUCAAGGCCAAAGUAUUGAUGUGCGCUUCAAAGAGAUAAAAUACCGAGGAAUGUUUCAUGCCUUGUUCCGAAUCUAUAAAGAAGAAGGUGUAUUGGCUCUGUAUUCGGGAAUUGCUCCUGCUUUACUAAGACAGGCAUCAUAUGGCACCAUUAAAAUCGGCAUUUACCAGAGCUUGAAGAGAUUAUUUGUAGAACGUUUAGAAGAUGAAACUCUUUUAAUUAAUAUGAUAUGUGGGGUAGUGUCAGGAGUGAUAUCUUCUGCUAUAGCCAAUCCCACCGAUGUGCUGAAGAUUCGAAUGCAGGCUCAAGGAAGCUUGUUCCAAGGCAGCAUGAUUGGUAGCUUCAUUGAUAUAUACCAACAAGAAGGUACCCGGGGUUUGUGGAGGGGUGUUGUCCCGACUGCUCAGCGGGCUGCCAUCGUUGUGGGAGUAGAGCUACCAGUGUAUGAUAUUACGAAGAAGCACUUGAUAUUGUCAGGGCUGAUGGGAGACACAAUCUUAACUCACUUUGUUUCCAGCUUUACAUGUGGCUUGGCUGGGGCUCUGGCUUCCAAUCCAGUUGAUGUGGUACGAACUCGCAUGAUGAACCAGAGGGCGAUUGUGGGACAUGUGGACCUCUAUAAGGGCACUUUGGAUGGCAUUUUAAAGAUGUGGAAACACGAGGGCUUUUUUGCACUCUAUAAAGGAUUUUGGCCAAACUGGCUUCGACUUGGACCCUGGAACAUCAUUUUUUUUAUUACAUAUGAGCAGCUCAAGAGGCUUCAAAUCUAAGGACGUGAGCCAAACCCUGCCAACCUUUCUACUCUUCUUUCCCCUUUUUUCUGUGUUCUACUGUAUUUUGAUCAAGUUGUAAGUGUUUACUGAACCAUUGGUCUCCCAAGGCCCUUCUGGUGGAAGAAUGAUAGGAUGGUUCAAAAUUGCUCAUGUGUUUGUGUUGCCAUGUGAACUUUUCCCUGAGAGGAAGUAUUAACAUUGAGACUCUGGCCCCAGAUUGGUAUCUUCUGUGAAGAUGGAUACUGAUGGAUGAUACUCAAAAUGGCCUUCUCUUCAAAUGUGGGUUAAAUGUAGUUUGUUAGCCCCAGACUUGGGCUAGAGCAAAAGGCAUAGGCCAGGGCAGUUACUGCUAUGUAUGUUACAGACCUCAGUUCUCAUUAAAGUAUUUAUUGACAGAA